AUGUGGCUCCUAGCUCUGACGAUUUCGACCGCUAUUUGUUUUUCGAUCGCUUUCGACCUACGACAGCAUGGUUACGAUUCCCAGCACCUGAACAACCAGACAAAUAAUUCGAGGGAUUGCGAGACAGAAAAACGCAUAGAGUUCGAGAAUCAGAUGAAUGUCCUCAUCCGAGAAGCUUUACACAAUUUCUCCAAGAUCAUGACGUCUUCCGAUCUCGAGAACGACACUCCUGUGCUCGACCCGCUCCGAGUCAGAGACAAAAAUGUCACACCAGCUUUUGGCCCUGAUGUUUUUGACGUCCAUUUCAAGAAUAUCAAGGUCGAGGGGCUCUCCGAAUUCCUGGUGAACCAAGUUUCCACGGACAUGAAGAACUUCCGGGUGAAACUCUCAGCGAUAGCACCAAAAGUGACUUUGAACACAUUCUACGCAGUGAACGGUACGCUCUAUGAUCUGUUCAGUCUUCGCGGGACCGGUUUGGCCAAUAUCGAAUACACCGAAGUCUUCCUGAGAACUGCUCUCUACCUCGACAUUGCAGAAAACAAACUGCAGCUAGCAUUCGCAGAUCAGCCCUACGUGGAUUUCUCUUCUGCGCAAGUGAAGGUUAACGGUCGACAGGCGUCGAACCGACGCUACAACGAGUUAUCGCAUCAAGUGGCGCCCAUCGUGUUCUGGGUUUUUGCUGAAGAAGUGGCAACCGCGUUGGAGCCUCAUCUUCAGUAUUAUUUGAACGCACAUCUAGCGAAAGUAAGGCUUCCGGACUUUGCUGUCACUCUACGGGACAAUAUUAGCCUACCAAAGGUUCGCGUCCCGAAACCUAUACCUUACAACUAUAUAUCGUCAAUGCACUUCACUCCCGUGACGCUGUACUGAGUGGCACAGACCCCCAACUCUGGAUGGAUUCAACGCUUCAUCUGAAGCCUCUCUGUCGUAGGCUAUGAAUAAACAUCCUCGUUUGAGACAGAGAGUGGAUUUCCUAACCAAUAGAUAUUACUGUGAUUGAUGUCGUGACUUUUCGAGGGCGAAGGCUGCUUCCGUGUGUAGGUGGAUCGCUGAUUCUUCCGGAGCUCUUCCGGUUUCUCUCCGU
Messenger RNA from Galendromus occidentalis (western predatory mite), 1084 nucleotides. RefSeq lists its product as uncharacterized. The transcript is spliced from 5 exons. Lineage: Eukaryota; Metazoa; Arthropoda; Arachnida; Mesostigmata; Phytoseiidae. The record is from RefSeq and is a predicted model, not a curated record. The coding region runs from base 1 to 870 and encodes 289 amino acids.